Messenger RNA from Penaeus indicus, 717 nucleotides. RefSeq lists its product as uncharacterized. Bases 1 to 717 code for a protein of 238 amino acids. NCBI's taxonomy places the organism in Eukaryota, Metazoa, Arthropoda, Malacostraca, Decapoda, Penaeidae. The transcript is spliced from 2 exons. The record is from RefSeq and is a predicted model, not a curated record.
AUGCCGGUACCUGUGCAGAAAGACCAAGUUACGUGUUUUCAAGCCCCUGAUUACUAUAUGCAUCCCUAUGAGGACUUUCCUAAACAGCAUCCCUAUGAGGACUUCCCUAAACAGCAUCCCUUUGAGUACUUCCCUAAACAUCAUCCCUAUGAGGACUUCCCUAAACAGCAUCCCUAUGAGGACUUCCCUAAACAUCAUCCCUAUGAGGACUUCCCUAAACAUCAUCCCUAUGAGGACUUCCCUAAACAUCCUCCCUAUGAGGACUUUCCUAAACAGCAUCCCUAUGAGGACUUCCCUAAACAUCAUCCCUAUGAGGAUUUUCCUAAACAGCAUCCCUAUGAGGACUUUCCUAAACAGCAUCCCUAUGAGGACUUCCCUAAACAGCAUCCCUAUGAGGACUUCCCUAAACAGCAUCCCUAUGAGGACUUCCCUAAACAGCAUCCCUAUGAGGACUUCCCUAAACAGCAUCCCUAUGAGGACUUUCCUAAACAACAUCCCUAUGAGGACUUCCCUAAACAUCAUCCCUAUGAGGACUUCCCUAAACAUCAUCCCUAUGAGGACUUCCCUAAACAGCAUCCCUAUGAGGACUUCCCUAAACAGCAUCCCUAUGAGGACUUUCCUAAACAGCAUCCCUAUGAGGACUUCCCUAAACAGCAUCCCUAUGAGGACUUUCCUAAACAGCAUCCCUAUGAGGACUUCCCUAAAGAGUAUCCUUAA